Anopheles maculipalpis is the source of this 1139-nucleotide messenger RNA. RefSeq names its product MAP kinase-activated protein kinase 2 (gene MAPk-Ak2). Gene Ontology annotation, molecular function: mitogen-activated protein kinase binding; calcium/calmodulin-dependent protein kinase activity; calcium-dependent protein serine/threonine kinase activity. The record is from RefSeq and is a predicted model, not a curated record. NCBI's taxonomy places the organism in Eukaryota, Metazoa, Arthropoda, Insecta, Diptera, Culicidae. Gene Ontology annotation, biological process: peptidyl-serine phosphorylation; intracellular signal transduction; protein autophosphorylation. The transcript is spliced from 7 exons. Bases 24 to 1136 code for a protein of 370 amino acids. Gene Ontology annotation, cellular component: cytoplasm; nucleus.
AACGUUUCGUCCCCUGCCGCACCAUGUACACGAUGAAGCCAAUUCCGGUCCAACAGCUGCCGACACAACAACAACAGCAGCAGAUGGCCAUGCCACGGCAACCUAAGCUGACUCCGAUCACAGAAGACUACGAUAUCUCCAACACUGUCCUCGGUCUCGGCAUCAAUGGCAAGGUGGUGCAGUGUACGAGCAAGGCGACGGGCCAAAAGCAUGCCCUUAAGGUACUACACGACAAUGCCAAGGCACGGCGCGAGGUGGAGCUACAUUGGCGGGCGAGCGGUUGCCGAAACAUUGUAAAUAUCAUCGACGUGUACGAGAAUAGCUACAGCGGCAAUCGAUGCUUGCUCGUCGUUAUGGAAUGCAUGGAAGGUGGAGAACUAUUCCAACGAAUUCAGGAACGACAGGAUGGUCCAUUCACGGAACGAGAGGCCGCCCAAGUCAUGCAUGAAAUAUGUGUCGCUGUCAAGUACUUGCACGAUUCCAACAUCGCACACCGUGAUCUCAAGCCGGAAAAUCUGCUCUACACAUCGCCCCACCCGAACGCCAUACUAAAAUUGACAGAUUUUGGCUUCUCGAAGGAAACGUUCAUCAAGGACACACUGCAAACGCCCUGCUACACGCCCUACUAUGUCGCGCCAGAGGUGCUUGGCCCGGAGAAGUACGAUAAGAGCUGUGAUAUUUGGUCCCUGGGUGUUAUCAUGUACAUACUGCUGUGCGGAUUUCCACCAUUUUACAGUAACCAAGGCCUUGCCAUCUCGCCUGGUAUGAAGGCUCGCAUCCGUACCGGACAGUACGACUUCCCGAACCCGGAGUGGAAAAAGGUGAGCCAGGCGGCGAAGGACCUGAUCAAGGGUAUGCUUAAUGUUGAGCCAGAGAAGCGUCUAACCAUCGAACAAGUGAUGAUGAACCCAUGGAUUCGGCGUUACACGGAGGUGCCACAAACUCCACUCCACACUGGACGUAUGCUGAAAGAAGGUGAAGAAAUCUGGCCUGAAGUGCAAGAAGAGAUGACCCGUUCGCUGGCCAACAUGCGAGUUGAUUAUGAGAUGCACAUCAAGAAUCUGGAUAGCUCAAACAAUGCACUGCUCAACAAACGACGAAAGCGCGUCGAAGAAAAGGCUGUCCCCAAAGAGUAAUUC